This is a messenger RNA of Funneliformis caledonium, 360 nucleotides long. The record is from the annotation of a GenBank genome assembly. Lineage: Eukaryota; Fungi; Glomeromycota; Glomeromycetes; Glomerales; Glomeraceae.
AUGGAUCAUACAAUUGUUAAAGGAAUAAUUAUGGCAAUUAUACUUUUGGAUUUAAAAGCUUUUCCAAAUAUUCACCAGUUACAAAAUACUGCUCAUUUACCUGCAUUUGAAGAAGGAAACUUAGUUAAGAAGCUGGAUGCGAUAUUUGAAGCAGAUUACACAGAGAUCGAAUCAAAAAUCAUUUCAGAAAUAAUUAUCAAUGGUGAUAAUCAAACAGAAAAAGCAAGGCUCAACUUUUUCAUAAAGGACGCACUUCUAGAUUUUAUUGCUAGCUUCAGAAUGCUGAGAGUUUUAGACCAUAAAAUAUCUGAAAGAACCUAUAUUGUAGAAUUCUUUUCACCUAUAUUCUGUGCAUUUUAG